AAUAUUACAUUAAAUCGAUUGUUAAUAAUUGUUAUGAUUUGUUAACAAUCGGUGUUAACAUUGCUAUCAAUAGUUAUGUAAUGAAAUGAUAUAUUAAUCAAUGAAAUGUCAAUACAAUGGCAUUCAUUGAACUGUUGUUCAAUGCAUUCAACGUUUACGUCGAUUACAUAUUAGUUACGCUMCGAUUGCGGCCAUCAGUGGUCACCAAUGCUUACGAUAAUAAAAUGCAUUUAAACAUCAGAUACGGCAAACAAAACAAAACAUUUGGCCUUAAUUUGACACCUGAUAUGUGCGUUGAAGAUAUUAAGCGACAGCUGAAAGACAAAAUUGAUGUCAAUCUCUGGUCAGAUAUUGUGAUCAUAUUUUCGGGCAAAGAGUUGCCAAAUGAACUCAAACUAAGUGAUUGUGAUUUCGGACAGAAUUCGGUGAUUCACGCCAUCAAUGCUAUCAAUAUUAAGACGAAGACUAAUCUGAUACCAUUCACUCAGUCGACCAUCAAUGAGAAGCUGACAAAUCUGAGUAUCAAUGAUACCAGCGAUGAGACCAGAGAUGAACUGAGAGAACGUCGUCUGCUGUCUUCAGUUACCAGUGAUGACCACAAUAAAGAUCGACACAAAUAUUUCUUUGUAUUUUGCAAUACAUGUAAACAAUUGACAAACGGAAAGUUAAGAGUUGUUUGUGAUAAAUGCAAAAACGGCACAAUUAUUGUGGACAGAGAUCCGCAUGAGUGGGACGAUGUGCUAAUUGAUGGUCGUAUUAGAGGUGUCUGUCAGUCAGAGGACUGUAACGGAAGUAUAGCCAGGUUUUACUUUAAAUGUGCCUCAAAUUCACACAACACUACCGAUGACCAGACGGCAUACGAAGCCUUCGAGAGUAACCGUACGGCUGUCCUCUACUUAGUUCGUCACAAUAUCAUCGAUGUUUCAUGUCUUGCCUGUACUGACAUUAAAGAUACUGUUUUAGUGUUUACUUGUGUAUCAAAACAUGCCAUUUGUUUAGACUGUUUUAGAGAUUAUUGUCUUUCGCGACUUAAUGACAGACGUUUUAUAACGGAUCCGAUAGUAGGUUAUACUCUCAACUGUGCCGUUGGUUGUAGUGAUUCACUUAUACGAGAGACACAUCACUUUAAAUUAAUGGGCGAACAGGCGUAUGAAAAGUACCAAAGAUUUGGUGCCGAAGAAUUUGUGCUGAACUUUGGCGGAGUUCUGUGUCCACAACCGGGCUGUGGCGCCGGUAUUAUGUUGGAUGAAACAGAUCCCGAUAUAUGUACGCGAAUUACUUGUGGUGAAUGUGGAUUUGUUUUUUGUCGUAAAUGUCUUCAGGGAUCUCAUGUGGACGAUUGUCUUAUCGAGUCCGACAAUUCACUAUAUGAGCCAAAUACCAGUUCCUUUAAAAAUAUGAAUACUGAAAAUGCAGACCAAUCUAAAUGGGAUGAGAUUAUGAGCCGAACGGCCAUUAAAUUGUCGACUAAGCCGUGUCCUAAAUGUCGGACACCUACUGAACGUAACGGUGGUUGUAUGCAUAUAGUGUGUACCAGAGCUCAAUGCGGUUUUAAUUGGUGUUGGAUUUGUCAAACAGAGUGGAACAGGGAUUGUAUGGGAAAUCAUUGGUUUGGUUGAAAUCAGAGUGUUUA
Oppia nitens is the source of this 1633-nucleotide messenger RNA. It is a transcript of the gene park, whose product is annotated as E3 ubiquitin-protein ligase parkin-like. Bases 117 to 1619 code for a protein of 500 amino acids. The record is from RefSeq and is a predicted model, not a curated record. Lineage: Eukaryota; Metazoa; Arthropoda; Arachnida; Sarcoptiformes; Oppiidae. Gene Ontology annotation, cellular component: Golgi apparatus; cytosol; endoplasmic reticulum. The transcript has a single exon. Gene Ontology annotation, molecular function: zinc ion binding; ubiquitin conjugating enzyme binding; ubiquitin protein ligase activity. Gene Ontology annotation, biological process: ubiquitin-dependent protein catabolic process; negative regulation of protein phosphorylation; regulation of cellular response to oxidative stress.